AGGAGGAGGAGGAGGAGGAGGAAGGCGGCAGCUCCGCCCCGGCGGUGGGGGGCCGGGCUGCUCUCCGCCGCGCCGGUGGGGACGGUGGCAGCCGGCGGCGGGGGCUGCCUCGGCCGCCUGCGGGGAAGCAGUGCUGCCCCGCUGCGCCCUCCCGCUCCGCCGCGCACUGUUGUCAUGGAGGAGCCAAGAUGGCGGGCCUGGCCUACACCCUGGGCAAGCGGGAGAUCAACUACUACUUCAGCGUGAGGAGCGCCAAGGCGCUGGCGCUGGGCGCCGUCCUGCUGCUCGCCGCCUGCCACGCCGCCUCCCGCCGCUACCGAGGUGAUGAUACGUGUGAGUAUCUUCUGUCCAGUGGGAGAUUUCUCGGAGAAAAAGUGUGGCAGCCUCAUAGUUGUAUGAUGCACAAGUAUAAAAACAGUGAAGCAAAAAAUUGCCUCAUAGACAAACAUAUUGUGUUUUUAGGAGAUUCUAGAAUUCGACAGCUGUUCUAUUCAUUUAUAAAAAUCAUAAAUCCUCAAGUCAAGGAAGAAGGAAAUAAGCAUGGAAAUAUCCCUUUUGAAGAUAAAUCUGCUUCAAUUAAAGUGGAUUUCCUGUGGUACCCAGAAGUUAAUGGCUCUAUGAGGCAGCGUAUCAAAUCUUGGACUGAGGGUUCUGUGGCAAAACCUCAUAUAAUUGUAGCAGGAGCUGCCACGUGGUCUAUCAAGAUUCACAAUGGCAGCAAUGAAGCCCUCACACAGUAUAAAAUCAAUAUCACUUCAGUUGCACCUCUUUUGGAAAAAUUAGCAAAAACUAGUGAUGUUUACUGGAUCUUACAAGAUCCUGUUAAUGAAGAUAUGCUGAGUGAGAGUCGGAAAAUGAUCACUAAUGAGAAAAUAAAUGCUUAUAAUGAAGCAGCUGUCCGUAUUUUGAACAGCAGCUCCCGAAAUUCAAAAGCUAAAGUUAAAGUGUUCAGUGUAUCAAAACUGAUAGCACAAGAAACUAUUAUGAAGUCUUCAGAUGGCUUGCAUCUGCCUGAAUCAAGCAGGGAUACGAAUGCAAUGAUUCUUAUGAAUGUCUACUGCAAUAAGAUAAUGAAACCCAUUGACGGCUCCUGCUGCCAGCCUCAGCCUCCUCUCACUCUGAUACAGAAAUUAGCUUUCUGUUUCUUUACUUUGUCCAUUGUUGGAUAUUUUGUUAUCAGUAUAAUUCAUCGGAAUAAUUAUCGAAAGAACAAAUCAUGCACUGAUUUGGAAAUUGGAGAGGAGAAGAAACCUACCAUCAGUACUCCUAAUGUUUCUACUUUAGAGAUGCUGUUACACUGUUUCUGCAAACUUGGUCUAAUCAUGACCUAUUUUUAUCUAUGUGACAGAGCAAAUCUUUUCAUGAAGGAAAAUAAAUUUUAUACACACUCAUCUUUCUUCAUACCGAUCGUCUAUAUCUUGGUUUUGGGGGUAUUUUAUACCGAAAAUACAAAAGAGACUAAGGUGUUAAACAGAGAACAGACUGAUGAAUGGAAGGGCUGGAUGCAGCUUGUUAUUUUGAUUUAUCAUAUCUCUGGAGCAAGCACUUUUUUGCCUGUAUACAUGCAUAUUCGAGUUCUGGUGGCUGCAUAUCUGUUCCAAACAGGUUAUGGGCACUUCUCAUAUUUUUGGAUAAAAGGGGACUUCGGUGUGUACAGAGUGUGUCAGGUAUUAUUUCGCCUCAAUUUCUUGGUCGUGGUACUGUGCAUAGUGAUGGACCGACCAUACCAGUUCUACUACUUUGUGCCACUUGUUACUGUCUGGUUUAUGAUCAUUUAUGCCACCUUGGCUAUGUGGCCUCAGAUAGUCCAGAAGAAAGCAAAUGGGAACUGCUUAUGGCACUUUGGUUUACUGCUUAAACUGAUUUGCUUACUGGCCUGUAUAUAUUUUCUGUCAUAUUCUCAGGGUGCAUUUGAGAAGGUAUUUUCUUUUUGGCCUCUGUCCAAGUGCUUUGAACUGAAUGGGAAUGUCUAUGAAUGGUGGUUUAGGUGGAAGUUGGAUCGUUAUGUGGUUUUUCAUGGAAUGCUGUUUGCUUUUAUUUAUCUGGCAUUGCAGAAGCAUCAGAUGAUUUCAGAAGGAAAGGGAGAUCCACUUUUCUCCAGCAGGGUUUCAAAUGUUUUAUUAUUUAUUUCAAUUGUAUCCUUUUUGACCUAUUCCAUUUGGGCUAGCAGCUGUAAGAACAAAGCAGAGUGCAAUGAACUGCAUCCUUCUGUUUCAGUGGUGCAGAUUUUAGCUUUCAUCCUCAUCAGGAACAUUCCUGGUUAUGUCCGUUCUGUAUAUAGCUCUUUUUUUGCCUGGUUUGGUAAAAUUUCUCUAGAGCUUUUCAUUUGCCAAUACCACAUCUGGCUGGCAGCAGACACGAAGGGGAUCUUGGUGCUCAUUCCUGGCUAUCCGAUGUUUAACGUUAUUGUCAGCACUUUCAUAUUUGUGUGUGUGGCACAUGAGAUUUCUCAGAUCACUAAUGAUCUAGCACAGAUUGUGGUUCCUAAAGAUAACUCAACUCUGCUGAAAAGGUUACUGUGCAUAGCUGGUUUUUUUUCUGGACUUCUCUUCUUCUCAGCAAUGCAAGAGCAGUCAAGGCAUUGAUUUGAAAGAGUUCUUGAAAACUUUCUUCAGGUUUGCUUUGUGUCUGCCUGAAUAAAAAUUCUCAACUGGAGGUACAAAAAGACAUUUACGUGAGGUGAGUGGAAGAUGUAAAUAGUGGGAAUGUACAUAUUUCGUGUGAAAAUAACCUUCUCCAAGAAACUGAGAAACAAGAAUGCACUGUACAGAACUGCAUGUGAAAACAGGUCUUUUUCUACUGGAUAUAUGUUUCUGUUUACAUAUCUGUAUAAAUGUGGCAAAACAAAGUGAAGUGAAAUGGAAUAGCAGUAUCAUGUGCAUAUCAUGGAAUGAUCUGUUCCUUGGGUCCAGUAAUGGAGGGUGGAUGCUACUGUACAACGUGUAGACAUAAUGCACGCUGUAGUCAUUCUUAUCAAGGAAUGAGAGGAGAGCAGAUUUGCACUCCUCUGUUAAUGGUCACUUUUAGCUGAUGUGAAACAUGAAGUUAUUUCUCUGGUAAAUCAGGGCAUUUUUCUAAACAAAGUGGUAAUUUGUUUAGGUGAAGAUAGUAUCUGUCAUGUGAAACCCUUUAUACACAGAAAUAAAAAGUCAGCACCACUUCAGUGACUUAAGAUGAUAUACAAGUUUACAAAACAUUUUGUGUGGUUUUUAAGACAUUUCCAAGAAGUAUGGUGAAUUAUGAGGUGAAAUCUUGUUAAAUAUAUAGCAUUGUUUUUUUCUCCCCUAAAGCUGUUUGCUUUGUUGUAAGUUUUCCACUAAUUCAUGUAAUUACGUGCAGUUCUUUCUGUACAGUCCCUAUGUUGAAGCUAUUGGAAAAAUACUGAGCUAUUUCUUCAUUGUGUGCGUUAUUUCCAAUGUUUGGAAAGUUAUCCUCCUUAAUGAGAACGUGAAUCACUGAAAGAUGUGGUAAAGGUCAACACUGGUGGCCGGGAUGCAUUGAUUGCCAUCUGUGCCAGUAUUAGCGGUCACGGAGAGCUUUGAACUUGAGGGGAUAAUUUUUGUUUCGUUCUUCACAAGCUGAGUAUUGUAGAUAUAAUUUUAUUUAUCUGUUGUACAGAUUUGGUUAAAAGAUUUAUUUUUAAUGUUUGAAAUAAUGCACUUGUUUACUAUUACUGUAUGUGGGAUAAAUAUAUUUUCUUUUCAUGUUACAUAUAUGAAGUAAUUUAAAUAUUAAAUAAAUGUGCUGUGGAUGCUUAUUUUUGUAAUGGGAACAGCAGCGAUUAAGUAGAAGUUUUUUUAUUGCCUGACUCUAGCUGGGCUGCAGCUCACUACCACACCUGUUGUAAGUUGAUGAUUAGUAUUGCAGAAUUUCUCUGAAGUGAUAUUCUGGACACUGUUGCUGCAAAUUAAGAUGUCCACUUGCAUAGCUGCAUGUCUGCUUGACCCUGAGUGUAACACUGGGGCUAAAGAAGCCCUCCCCUGUGGCACGGUCCUUGCAGAGCACACGGCUGGAGUUACAGCUUCAGCAGCCAGAAUCACUGCCAUGUGUGGGCGAUGUUCCAAGGUACCAUUGCUGGGGAGAGAGAGAAUGCAAUCCCCUGUGGGCUAUAAACCAGAAACUGUGGCAGAUUUCUGCAUGACUUACCUUCAGUAAGAUCAAGAAAUCCAUCCUUACGGUUUAUUUGGUUUAAGGAAUUUAGCUUGAUGUAGCUGCUCAGGUCCCAUACUAAGUAGUUAAUAUGAAGAGGGGGCUGCUCAAAUAAAGGAUUCAGAGCAUGCGUUCUUCUCUCCCCAAGUGUGCAGGGAGGUGUGGGGCUGAACACAGUGGUGCAAAUCCUCUUCCAUCCUUCUCCCUGUUAAACAGAAACCCUGUGCAGUUGGCACCAUUUCUUUCUUUAAUUCUGAAGCACUGCCAUCUGACAUCACCAUCAGUAACUGUAAAAAAGAGUUGUUCAGGCAUCAUUAUGUAAUAAACAAGCAACGACAUUGCUACUUAAUAGUUGUCUUAUUUAUUAGAUUUUACACUUCAUAUAUUUACAGAGACACCUGUAGUGCUUUUUACUUGAUUAUAGACAAUCUGGUUACAAUAUCAGUUGUACUGUCAUUGUACAUUGCUAAAAGAGGCUGUAACUUUGCCAUUCCAUCUAUCACCAGUUUUAACUAUUACUAAUUCUUUAACCUGAAGUGUCUUCGGUCAGCUUUAUAUAUCUGUGCUUCUGUGGUAAUUAUUUUAAUAAGUAAAAAUAAAUCAUUUCUUAUUAAACUUACCUCAGCUGCCUGAAGAUUUCAAUCAUAAAACAGUUCAGGAGUGCUUAACACCCGUCAGCUACAUCAUCAGUUUUGUUCAGAGGACAUGCAGCACCCGCUGCUACCAUCUGAUUCUUUGUGCAUAUAUGUAACGGAUUAAGAGAGUUCCUUAAAUAAAUUGGCCCUCCUGUGUCUUAAUAUAAAUAAAAUGGGAGCAGCUCAAUUGGUAUUUCAGUGAUUGUCAUGUCGUCCUAAGGUUAUCAGAGAUGAUUGCGAUCUGAGUUCAACACUAUUUACAAAAUGUGGUCUUUAGGUGAAUAACAAAUCAUUAUUUAAAAUCUGUUCCAUUCAUUUCUGUUUCAGAGCACUGACAGCUCAUACAUUUGAGAUUAGCAACAGAAACCCAAAGGCUGAUUUUAUUCAACUUUUUGCAGUGUGGCGGAAAAAAAAAAAAGGUACACUUUAAAUUUAGCAUACAUCUCAGUGUUCAUUAUCUGGUCUUUAAUUCACUUUUCCCUGAUAGCCAUCUGUGCUGCUGGGAAAGCAGUGUUCUCAUAGGAGGCUGUGUGAUGAAAUCUCCCGUAGUACAUUUUGAUUGAGGUAGGAGUGAGGCAUGCCAUUUGGAAAGCAAGUAGGAAUGGCUCUUUAUUUCACCUGUUGCACAAACUGACUUGGUUUUUCAGCUUAGAUAAUAUCUUGAGCCAUCUUUUGUAGUAUAACCACUGCCAGUAAUCCUGUGGCUAGAUGAGCUUGCUGGCAUUUAGGGCAGCUCUGCAAACUAUGGGCAUUGAGGCUGGACAACACGGGUACAGACAGCACGUUGGUUUGGUCCUGUUCACAGUGCAAAUGGGAUGUGCUCACCCAUCCUGUCCUGAGCACCAGUUAUAGAUACAGCUGCAGCUGUUACACUUGUUGCAUGAAAUGUGUCUAGAAAGUAUCUCAGGACUUCCUUAAUUAUUUGCCAAGACCUUGCACUGAAGUCCAUGCCUUAAAAAGGAGUGGCCUUUCUCAAACACGUUUACUGUUUUCAAAGAAGUGUCAUGAGAAGGGGAAAAAAAGCCAGAGACUUCAGUCUUUCUACAAUCAAUCAAGAUAAUGAUUUUAAAGUCUUUUCUUAGGCUUGGUCUUGAGUCUUUAAGUGGUCACAGUUUCUUUUGGGAGAGACCUGGAAAACCUUGGUUACAGAAAUACAGGCAAAAUACAGCAAUUUUAAAACAGAUUUAAGCUUUUUGCUUAAAAUACCAUGUUUCCAUGAGCAUAAAGCCUCUGAAAGAGAAAUGCUACAGAAAAUAUUACACAACCAAAGCAAAGUGUCAGCUUUAAACAGUGACACUUUGAGAGACAACCGCGCACAGCUGGACGGAGACCCUUCCAUCCUGUGUUCCACUCUGAUGCUUUAGAAAAGCAUCAGUAAAAAGUGCAAAAAAUGCCACUUGAGAUCAGUGACCACCAUCAUUCAAAAAAUAGGGAAGCCUCCAUUCAGAUCCCUACCGUUAGCAAGUUCCUACUGUUAAGCAUCCUGUUCCGUAGACAAAUGCAUCUCAAAAGUACCGACCUCCCAGGAAAUGCUGUACACAGUCUGCUCCUUAUAAAACAAACAGCUACAGUAGAAUCCCCAGAGUAUGGGAUGGGAUGGCCAAUUCUCUCACUUUUCUUUUUGCUCCAGACAACAAGGAUGUAAAAGAUGGAUCACAUUGGGAACACCACCAAAAGCUUUUAAAGAACAUUUUUAAAGGCUUAAAGGUAAGCACACACAUGCCAAAUAAAAUGCACCCUCCUUUAUUUGGAGACACUAAUUUUUGCCUGCAGUGCUUUGUAAGAGUUUCCUCUAAAAUAAGCUGGUGAAUGAAUGGACAGAUUUUAAAUUUUAUUGCUUAGAAGUCAUCACAUGUUAAAAUAUCUGUAAAGUAACAAAUCCAAUUUUCAGCAUAAGUAGUUAAGAUUUGGGGUCAUUUUGUUGUUGUUUGAUUUGCCCUCAAAAAUAACUUACUACAUUCUGACCAUCUCUAUGAAAUGAACAGCUAAUAAAUCUGGAUGCUAUUCAUGCUAUUUCCGAGCCUCACAUUGCACCAGUUUCCAUGCUUAUACAGCCUUUUGGUGUGCAGAU
Molecule: messenger RNA, 6855 nt
Organism: Phasianus colchicus (ring-necked pheasant)
Lineage: Eukaryota; Metazoa; Chordata; Aves; Galliformes; Phasianidae
Gene: CASD1
Product: CAS1 domain sialic acid O acetyltransferase 1
Cellular component (GO): Golgi membrane
Molecular function (GO): N-acetylneuraminate 9-O-acetyltransferase activity
Source: RefSeq, a predicted model, not a curated record